AUGGCCCGUUUCAAAGCCCUUCAAGCCCGAGCCAAGACAUCCUCGGAGAAAAAUCUAAAGGAGGCCACCUUGGAAUCCCAAAGACUGGCCACCGAUCCAAACCAACUCACCGCGCUGCACCGAAAGCAAGCCAUCGCAUCUCACAAGCUUCUCAAAGCGGAUGUCGAGGAAGCCGGCGAGGACUUUGAACGCAAGCGAGCAUGGGACUGGACUAUUGACGAGAGCGAGAAGUGGGACAAGCGCAUGAAGAAGAAAGCAUCAGCUCGUGACAACAACGCAUUCCGAGACGACACGCAAGAGAGCAACAAGAUCUACAAACGACAGCUGCGGAACAUCAACCCCGAUAUGGACAAGUACGAAAAGGACAAGAUGGCUGCUGUUGAGAAGGCCGCCGCCUCGGGUGGCCUGGACAUCGUGGAGACAGAGGACGGCGAACUCAUCGCCGUGGACAAAGAUGGGUCAUUCUACUCGACGGCCGACUCGACCUCGUUUGCUCAAAACAAGCCCGACAAGGCUGCCGUGGACCGACUAGUCGAGGAUCUGAAACGGGCAGAGGAACAGAGACUGAAGAAGAGGAAGGAGAGGAUGGCGCAGAACGGCGACGAUGGCGACGUGACGUACAUCAACGAGAAGAACAAGCAGUUUAACCAAAAGCUGUCGCGGUUCUACAACAAAUACACGGCGGAGAUUCGAGACAGCUUCGAGCGGGGCACCAUGAUAUAA
Ilyonectria robusta is the source of this 723-nucleotide messenger RNA. Its product is annotated as SYF2 splicing factor-domain-containing protein. Lineage: Eukaryota; Fungi; Ascomycota; Sordariomycetes; Hypocreales; Nectriaceae. Gene Ontology annotation, cellular component: post-mRNA release spliceosomal complex; catalytic step 2 spliceosome; Prp19 complex. Bases 1 to 723 code for a protein of 240 amino acids. The record is from RefSeq and is a predicted model, not a curated record. The transcript has a single exon.